Anneissia japonica is the source of this 2533-nucleotide messenger RNA. RefSeq names its product spindle and kinetochore-associated protein 2-like. The record is from RefSeq and is a predicted model, not a curated record. NCBI's taxonomy places the organism in Eukaryota, Metazoa, Echinodermata, Crinoidea, Comatulida, Comatulidae. The transcript is spliced from 6 exons. Bases 44 to 709 code for a protein of 221 amino acids. Gene Ontology annotation, molecular function: microtubule binding. Gene Ontology annotation, cellular component: outer kinetochore; spindle microtubule. Gene Ontology annotation, biological process: mitotic cell cycle; cell division; chromosome segregation.
GGUGAAUGCUCGAGUUUAUGAAUUAUGAUUGACCCUCUGAGUAAUGGCGGCAAGUAGUUGUAGUAGCGAUGAAAUGUCGGUCUCUGAUUUAGGCUUAGUUGAAAAUGCUAAUCACAAACCUUUGGAACAUGCAAUGGAAAGUGCCGUUAAUAAAGUAGAGGCACUAUUUCAAAAAGCCGAAUCUGACCUUGAUUACAUGUCAAGAAAGCUUGAAACUGAAUUCUCAGAGGACAAUAUUAAUGGCGAGCAGAUCAACCCACCCGACUUACUUGCAAGGUUACAUCAAGUGAAGAAAGACUAUGGUGCAAUUAUCAAGGAAACAGAAGAGAUCAAGAAGGCUCAACUAGAAGCCGCUCAGUUCUUUCAAACACAGUUGAUGACAAUCUGUCAAACAAUGAAGAAACUUGAAGUGGCUAGUGGACAUGAGCUUCCAGAAUUGUCAGAAGAGGAACAGCAGACACUACAAGCACUAGGUUUACCUAUGAACGGAAGUGAUAUCAACUCAGAUGAUUGUAACGAAUCUGGUGCCCAGGUUUAUAGGACAUUAUAUGAUCAUUUCCAAAGUGAGAGUUCAUCAUUAUCAGUACCAGACAUGACCAAGAUGGCCAUGAGGAUAACUGGAACUACUGGCACGGCUAAACUUAAGGUGCUACGUUCCUUGAAGCUUGUAAAUAUUGCAAAGGACGGUUCUGUGAAGAUGUGCUGUUAGUUGAAGAUGUGCUGUUAGUUUGAUAUUUCCACAUGAAUCACAUGUACUUCGAAAUUUCAAAUAUCCUAGAUGAUCAAGUUGCUGGUAAGGGACCUGAGAAAAAAAGAAAAGCACUGUUUACACCUGUACUGGUACGGGCAUUUAUAAUGCGCCUUUUCCUUGUGGUUAUAAAGCGCAUUUCUUUUCCCCUGGUCAUUGGAUCAACAUGCUUUAAGUGUUGCUGCUGGUAAUCAGCAACCCCACCAGGUACCCAUUUAUACUCCUUGGUGGAGAGAAGCAAUGUAGAUAAAGUGCCUUGCUCAAGGACACAAGCGAAAUGCACUGCAAGGGAUUGAAACGUCGACUUCAGGUUUCGGAAACCAAACCGUUCCCACUGCGCCAAACUGCUUCUGACUGUAAAAUCUUCCCACAAGAAAGGCAAACUACUCCUUUGUCGAUUGUCUAAUUUGUUGAUUGAAACUCUGCCAAAAUGCGAGAAGCAUUCAUUGUGUGUUGGUACAACCUAGCAGGUAUGGCACAGGAGGCUGCAGCCUCUCUUUGCUCUUUCUACUCAUAAAAAAUGAGUUUCAUUUUCAGCUGUUGUUGAUGAAAUCUUACCUCUUCUGGCAACAAAACGUCAGUGUCCAUACUUUGUUUAUUUCCAGUUGAAUAUCUCUCUGGUCAUGAGACACUUAAAUGCAAGUCCAUACCUCUUGAGUACAAUCCUCUCUUGUUUGGUUUCAAAAGACCCAACUCAAAUCCCAUCCUAUUAUAAUUUGUUAUCGGCCAACAAUCUUUCAAUCAAUAGAAGAGGAGCCAUUUGUUACUUCAUUCUAUAUUCAAACUUUAUUUAUAGAGGGUAAUCCUUCCAACUGGACCAAGAAGGCCAGCUGAUAUUCAGGGGCCUUCUAUUAAAUAUGUAAAACACAUCAGAAAAGAUGUUAGAAUCAUAAUUAGAAAAAUAAAAAAUGAUUACUAGCUGGAACUGCUUGUGACAGGUAACUUACUAAUACCUGUGCUCUUGUACUCUCUUUUGUAACUUUGUUGAUGUUUUACAUCUUUGGAUUUUUAUUUGGUAACUUUAUAAGGAUGCACCUUUGUACUUUCAAUGUGUGCCAAUGUUUGAUAAGUGUAUGUCCAAAUAAUUAAAUAAACUGUCCAUGUCCUCAUUUUCUUUCUACUCAUUAUGACCAAUAUCAGUAGUUUGGAAUGCAGAAGGCGACAGCCUCUCUUUACACUUUCUACUCAUAAAGAAUGGGUUUCAUUUUCGGGUGUUACAACCUGAUCUUAAAAAUUAACCUUACCAUUAAACAACAGAACUUCAAAAUGGAAUUCUGAUGAUAAUAAGAAAUGUAAAUAAUGUAACCUUAAUUCUGAUUAGGAUAUCCACCAUUUUAUUUUCAGCUGUCCAGCUCUAAAUGAAAUUUGCAUUGAUGAAAUGUAACCUAAACAAAGAUUUAGUCCAAACUGGCAACUAUGAACUGUAUUACGAAUUCCAUAAUGCAGAUGAAAAUACUAAAAUUGAAUAUAUUUUGGGAUGUUGAACUCUAUCAAUCAUCAGUGGAUGUGAAGGUUUUAUUGAUGGAUUCUGCAAAAGGUACAUUAAAAGGGCAUGGAAACUGCGAAAUGAAAUUAUAAAUUCCAUGCCAUAACUAUGCUUAUUUUUACUUUUAUUAUUAUUAUUAUUAUUUUUUUUUUUAGGUAUUCAUUUAAUUGAUUGUUUUCCUUAGUUUCUACAUUGCUAUUUGAUUUGAAUUUACAGUAUGUGAAUGGGUAGGUGUACUGUCAUGUCCUCAGUUUCUUUUCACUUGCUACAACUAAUAUCAAUUGUUUAUAACUUUGUAA